ACGGCUAAAACAAUUAUGGCACUUCAGAUUCGUCGGUUGACGCAAACUGCUGACAUAUCGCCUUUUGGUUGAACAGCCCAUCGGCGCACUGGCACUCGCUCAACUCAUAGCGCCACAAUAUCGAUGGGCUCAGUGAUCGGUGACGGCCCCUCAGCUUUGGUAUUGUAUCUACAGAACGGAUUGCAACACAAUAGAUUUACAUACAUACAUAUGUACAUAUAUACUUAAAACAAAUUUAGAAAAAAUAAUACAAAAUGCAAGAUUGGCUGAGAAUUUCUUGCCUGUUGUGCAUUUGUGGGUUUGCACGCGAAAUUCGUCCCUCCGAGCCAUACCUGACGGAGUUUUUGCUGAAUGGUGAACGGAAUGUUACCAUGGAUGAGCUGAGACGCGAAGUUUUUCCCGUAGCAGCCUACUCCUACCUCUCAACGAUUGUGAUAAUUUUCCUCAUUACAGACUUUCUGAGGUACAAGCCCUUAAUUGUCUUAAUGGGUGCUUCAGGCACCGCCGUGGCGUCUAUGUUGCUCUGGACCCGUUCAAAAAUUGCUCUCCAAAUACUCGAGGCUAUUUAUGGUCUUUAUUUAGCAACUGAUGUUGCCUAUUACACCUAUAUUUACGCCAAAGUAGACAAACAAUACUAUCCAAAGGUUACCGCUUACGUACGAGCCGCCGCGUUUUUUGGCAAAGUAGUUGCUGGUUUUUCCUCACAGCUUCUUCUUAAUUUGAAAUUAAUGAGCCCUAAAACGUUGACUUACCUAACAUUGGGCACGCAAAUUUUUACCACACUGUGGGCGUUCAUCUUGCCCAAAGUCGAUAGGAGUUUGUAUUUCCACCGUAAGAAUGACUUGGAUGCUGCUGGGCAGCCAAGCCCGUCUGUGGGUUCAUCAGCAAUAGACGUGCAGGACACAAAAUCAAUUACCAGUCGCAACAAUCAAAACGUCGCAACGCCAUCCGAACCAUUUAAGUUGCUCUGGUCGCACGUCUACAAUGCUUACAGCAAUUUAAGAGUUGUUCAGUGGAGUAUUUGGUAUGCAGUAAAUCUGUGUGGUUACUUGCAAAUCAUAGCCUACAUGCAAGUGUUGUGGAUCGAAAUUGAACCCAAUAUGGAAAUCUCUUGGAAUGGUGGCGUGGAUGCUGUGCUCACAUCGCUAGGAGCUCUAAUGGCUCUGGCAGCUGGUUAUAUACAUGGUGAACGAUUGAAACCGCUGCAAAGUUUGUUGGUUUUGUCCGUUUUUUCUGCGCUAGAGGGUUGUGCUAUUUUGCUUUGUUGCCGAACAUCAAAUAUUUAUAUUUCCUAUGGUGGCUAUAUACUUUUUGGAGCGCUAUUUGCUUUUAGCAUUACAGUCGCGAGCUCCCAAGUGGCACGUUAUUUGAUAGAUGAAAGUUUUGGAUUAGUGUUUGGUGUUAAUACAUUUUUCUCGCUAAUAUUUCAAACAUUUCUAACGAUAACAGUUGUUACAAACUCUGGGUUUGGUUUGGACACGCGCGGGCAGUACACUGUGUACGCGUUUUACUUCAUUACGGCGAGUUGCGUCUGUUUAUGUUCUGUGGCUGUGGAGUACUUCAUUGGCAAAAAAGCGGAAAAAAUGGUUACAGAGUAAAGUAUAGUGUCAUUGUUGCAAAAUAUGUAAGACGUAGAUAUACAUAUGUAUGUAUGUACAUACAUAGGUAUGCACAUCCAAAUGUAUGUAUUUGAUUGGAUUAAAUAUUGUAUAUAUGUAUAAAGAUUUUUUUUAUUGUGUUCAUAUAACCGCGGUUAUACAUAGUAAAUAAUUAAAUUAGUAAAUAAAGUUUUUUUUUUAAUUUCGUGACAUUUUUAUAAGGUACUUUAUUAGUUUUAAAUGGCGCUUUUGAUUUUCAUAUACUACUAGCUUACCCGCGGUUUUUUACCCACGUUCCUAUAAAAAUAUGCAAAAUAAAUAAAAUAUCUUGUACUGUUUUAUUUCUGCCCUAAUUUUCUUACAUGUAAUACUUAUGUAGCUGAAUAUUUAUAAGCGUU
Molecule: messenger RNA, 1996 nt
Organism: Rhagoletis pomonella (apple maggot)
Lineage: Eukaryota; Metazoa; Arthropoda; Insecta; Diptera; Tephritidae
Product: thiamine transporter 1
Exons: 5
Coding region: 255-1598 (447 amino acids)
Biological process (GO): vitamin transport; transmembrane transport
Cellular component (GO): plasma membrane
Molecular function (GO): vitamin transmembrane transporter activity
Source: RefSeq, a predicted model, not a curated record